ACAAGAGACAACUAGUCACGUAUCUCUCAGAUAUUCCCAACACCAUGGCUUUUCUUGGGAUGAAAAUCUUUUUGUCCUGUGUUUUUCUGAUAUACGUUAACGUGGAAGCGGCUCCAUCGCCACGGGUAAGACAACCUCUGGCUCACAUCGAAGCCACCGACAGAAGAGUAACUAACUACGGCGAUAGGCAAGUGAUUAAAGACUGGGAUGUGGGAAAUGUGCACAGCCGUCUCUGGGGCGACAUGAAAUACAGAAAUGGAUGUCUGAUUGUACCUAAAGAUGGAGCGUACUAUGUCUACGCGCAACUGUACUUUCACCGCUACGGGAGAGUGGUGAUUCGCAAGAAUCACCACGAACUUAUCACCAUGCUUCAACAUUCCCACAACGUACCAGAAGGACCCCACUAUGCAGGGGGAGCGUUUUAUCUAGAGGCUGGUGACACCAUAGAGUUACAAACCGCGACAUCUGUCACACUUUACAUGUCGACUGCUCGCUCUUACUUUGGAGCGUUCCUGAUUCCGUGA
Molecule: messenger RNA, 524 nt
Organism: Pocillopora verrucosa
Lineage: Eukaryota; Metazoa; Cnidaria; Anthozoa; Scleractinia; Pocilloporidae
Source: RefSeq, a predicted model, not a curated record